AUGUCAUUUUUCUCUUCUAUUUUCAAUUCGGACUUUAUACUGAAACUUCCUGGAGUCAACUUCAAGAACUACAGGUACAGACUCAUAACAUGACAACUUCUUUAAUUUUGUAGCGUUAUUCUUUAUCGUCAGAUCAAACGGAUCCUCGGUUAUACUGCAUUGCCUAGUCCCUAGUCUCAAGGCCUCAUUAUCCCGCGCGGCCUGUGCGUUUCCGGUCACUUGGUUACGAGCGAGUUUAAUGAUCGAGAAAGCCUGGGAGGAAGAAGCCACACAGGAACUUGGUGCUUAGGUUAUUCAAGGCAGUUAGUAAAGGAACAGUGAACCACAUACUGGCUUCUGAGAAGAAUCUAGACUGCCAGCAUGAGAUGGAAUAUCACGUCAUAAGAUUAGUAGUAAUCCUUCACGAUUGUCCCGUCGGCAAGCGUGUUAGGAGCGAGCAGGCGAAUGAGGCGUCCGCUCUCCGCACACUUGUUUGCCUCUCGUUUCGCUCGCUCUCCAUUCCUUCCAGGCCCGGAUUUAUGACUGUAAAGGAACUGUUCACAGUCAAUCAUGGGUCAAAAUAUAAACGCUUUUAUUCCAAUAGUUUACUGGGGUUGUGGUAAAGCGGUUUUGCCUUGUAACGUACUUAAAGGUUUUUCCUAUCAUGAUAAAGUUAAACUAAAUACUCUCUAACAGCUACGUAACAACGCUUCUUAUUGUGAUUCCGUAAAUAAGGCCCCGUCCACUCGUAUCCGGAUAUUUUUGUUGAAAACGGAGAUUUUUUCUCCGUUUUCAAAAUUAUACGCAGAUCCACACGUAUUCACGGUCAACCUUGUUCCCAGGGCGCUUUUCCCUGGCUUUGGAGCCAGGGAAAAGCGCCCUGGGGACGUGGUUGACGUAUUGUAUUCCAGUCAUUUUCGCUUGUCCAUAGGAAAACGCUAAAACCAUGGAAAUUUGAUAGCAUCCCUUACAGAGCAUGCGUAAUGCUUGUAGUAUCUGAUAUAUGACUUUAGCAAGCUUAAGCAACGACGACGGCGACGUUAACAGCAAAGGUUUCAAUAGCAACUCUCCUGAAGCAUCCUGGUAGCCGUAGACAUCAUCGUUGUGGCGCUAGAGAUAACUGACCGUUCGUUAACUUCUGCCUUCUUUUCAGAUUUAUUAUGAAAAACGUGACAAACAUUCAAGAGUUGUGUCAGUUGUCAGAGGAGAAACUAGUGUGUAUCUUGGGAAACACCGCAAGUGCGAAGCAACUGUGGGAGUUUAUCCACACUGACGACAGGAAACAAACAAAGACUCAGCAGGUUUCAGUUAAUAACAAACGAUAA
This is a messenger RNA of Porites lobata, 1304 nucleotides long. The record is from the annotation of a GenBank genome assembly. NCBI's taxonomy places the organism in Eukaryota, Metazoa, Cnidaria, Anthozoa, Scleractinia, Poritidae.